AUGUCGUCCAUGCGCAACGCAGUCCAAAGGCGCAACCACAAAGAGCGCGCCCAACCACUCGAACGUCAAAAAUGGGGUCUUUUGGAAAAGCACAAGGACUACUCCCUCCGUGCAAAAGACCACAAUGAAAAGAAACGCCGUCUCAAAGUCCUGCGCGAAAAGGCCGCCCAGCGCAACCCAGAUGAAUUCGCUUUCGGCAUGAUUACAAGAACCACAAAAAAGGGCGUUCAACAAUCCACAAGAGGAAAAGACAAUGGCUCCCAGGCGCCCAUGAACAUGGACAUUGUCAAGUUGCUCAAGACUCAGGAUGCUGGUUACCUGCAGACCGUUCUACAACAGACCCGUCGUGCCAGAGAAAAGAUUGAGAAGCAGGCUGUCCUAAUGACUACUGGAGUCGAUGCCUCUAGCAUAAGCAAGAGAAAGGUGUUUGACGACAACGGCGAGCUGAUUGAGGAGACAAAGAAGCAAUCCGCAUUUGGUGACGACGACGAUAUGGAUCUGGAUCUCGACGACCUUGCAGACCUGGGCGACCUUGAUGGACUCGAUGAUCUUGAUGGCCUGGAUGGAGAUGCCAGUGGUAGCGAAGGUGGCAAGAGCGAGGGUGAGGAUAGUGACACAGAGGGCCUCUCAAAAGAAGAAAUCAGGCAGCGACGGAAGAAGAGACGUGCUCAGGAAGUGCUGCAGAAUCAUUUGGAAGCGCUCAAAGAUCGCGAGCGUGACCUGUCUCUUGCUUUGAGCCAACUCCAGCAUCAACGGGCACGCAUGAACAACACCGUCGGAGGUGUCAACAAAGAGGGCGUUAAAUUCAAGGUCAGGGAGAGAAAGCGUUGA
Molecule: messenger RNA, 831 nt
Organism: Aureobasidium melanogenum CBS 110374
Lineage: Eukaryota; Fungi; Ascomycota; Dothideomycetes; Dothideales; Saccotheciaceae
Product: U3 small nucleolar RNA-associated protein 11
Exons: 2
Coding region: 1-831 (276 amino acids)
Biological process (GO): rRNA processing
Cellular component (GO): small-subunit processome; nucleolus
Source: RefSeq, a predicted model, not a curated record